CAUUUAAUUUAGUUAAAAAUUGUUGAAAUUUAACUAACGUUAGAUCAUAGUUCAGAGAAGAAUUACUAAGACGUCUAAAAUAUCUGAUUUCUCUUCCAAACUCAUCAUAUUAUAUUCAUGCUAUCACGGGAAGAGUACAUAAGUGAACGAGGAAAAUUGUUUUAAAAUAUGAUAGAGACUAAAGUGUAAUAACAAACAGUACCUAGUUCUUUGUAUUAGAAAUUACGUUCAAUCAUGAUUGUGCGGUGUGUGCUGUUAAUUCUAUUUGUGAACUGUGUACGAACAAUUGAAGAAAAGUCGAAUUAUUUACAAGAUGAAUUCAAUUAUUUUAAGUUAGACAACGGGUAUCGUGUUAUACCAUACGUAUAUAAUGUGCCGCAUUUUAUGGGGGUUAAGAAACGUGAAGCUGAUGGAAUUUUAUCUAAAGUUGGACCUGAACAGUUAACAAGUGAUAACGAACCUCAACAGUCUGUUAAAAAGGACGAACCAGAACAAAUAAUUAUUGGACAAAGUGAAGGCGGAAGUGUAAAGCAAGAAGUUGCAUCACCUCUUAAUAAUUCGGCUCCUGCAUCAGUUCCAAUCAAUAAUAACCAUAAUGUUAAGCAAGAGCAAAUUAAUAAAACAAACACAAUUCCUGUAAAAAAUAUUCCUGAUAAAACAAAAGAAAAUGUCACAACCCUAGCACCAUCAAUUUCAAAGCUCAGUGAUCCAGCACCAAGCAAGAAUAAUACAAAAGAUGACUUGACAACCAUUGAUGUUAACAGCCCUGGUGUUAUAAAGAGAGCCUUAAUAGUAUUUGGAGGCUUGACGCUGCUUGCUGUGGCCUACCUUAUAUUUUACAGAAACAAGCACAAAAAGUUUGACGCCAGUAACAACCAUGGUACCGGUGAAUCAAACCAAUUCAGAUACGGUGUUCUUCAGUCCGAUGAUCGACGGGAGAAUAUGGAACUCUCUAGAAUACCGCUCACAAUGGAAUCCGAUGAUGACGAUGAUGAAGACCUUGAAAUAUUCGACCUGGAACAGAAAAGGAAAUCUCUGUCGUAUGUAAAUCUUCAAACAAACGACGAAGAUAUUGUUUUACGCUCGUCUAAAGACGAAUCUAAGAAUAACUUGUUACUAGAUAUAGAAGAUGGCUCGCCAGAUCAGCUCAUUAAUUGGUCAAGUAGUGGAAGUAAGUCUAUACUGUAAUAUAUCUCGCAAACAGAUCGAAAUACAAUUUUUGAAGGAUUUAAAGUGAGGCACAAAGUAUGGAAAAACAUUGUAAAAAACUCCCUUAUUUUUGCAUGGGAUAAAGAAUCCUAUUAAAUAUUGAGUUUCUCAACAUUAAAGCAAUAUUUAAAAAAGAACCAGAACUAUUUUUGUUAAACAAUUUGAAGCCUGUAAGAACAUGUUAUUUUUAGAACGAAACCAAUGUUUUGAUGAUCAGGAAUACAGAAAAUGGCAUGAAUAUUAUGAGUACAUACAUAGACAUAUUUUUCUAAUUCACACUGAUAGAAAUUACAGAAAUGCUUAAUAUUUUGUAUUUCUACAAAGCCUAUUCUAUCGCUAACGAAUUUUAUGCUAUGAAUUAAGUAUAGCCUAAGAUGUAUUUGUAAUUCAACAUUUUUAGUUUGAUAUA
Molecule: messenger RNA, 1618 nt
Organism: Colias croceus (clouded yellow)
Lineage: Eukaryota; Metazoa; Arthropoda; Insecta; Lepidoptera; Pieridae
Exons: 3
Coding region: 235-1188 (317 amino acids)
Source: RefSeq, a predicted model, not a curated record